GAGGUGGCGAGUGAGUGAGGGAGUGAGUGCGUGAGCGAGUCCCCGGCGCGGCUUCGGUUCAGUCCAGCAGGUGCCGCCAAUGAGUGAGAGUGAGUACAUGCUGCCUCACUUGGUUCCGCGCUUUACGGUGCAUUGCUAACCACGAUUUGCUCCUUGCCGUGUGAGAAAACGGACUUCGAAGUGUGAGUGGUGAUCGUCUUGUGAACCCCAGCGGCGGCCUCGUGUUAACCAUGCUGACCUACUGGAGGCUGGCGGCGGUGGUGGUGGUGAUGGUGGUGAUGCAAGGCCACACCGAGGCGAUGCUCGAACGGCCGCCUCUUGUCGUGCCGGGGGAUGCUGUUAUUGGUGUGGUAGCGGACCUUCACGGGCGCGCGGGGCCUGACGGAGGCUGUGGCGCCGUGCAGCCCCGGGCCGUGGAGCAGGUGCUGGCGGCACAGUGGGCGCUGGACACCAUCAACAACCAGUCUGAGCACGACUACAUUAUCGGUAUGCGUGUGUAUGACGCGUGUGGGGACGAGGGCGAGGCUGUGCGACAGACGUUACGCCUCCGACAGGACACGAUGGCCCCUAACGCGCCGCUUCUUGGUGUGGUGGCCCUAGGCUCCAGCCGGAUAGUGUCUGCAACAGCUCUGUCACUCCAUUCCUUCAAGACGCCCACCCUCAUCACUGAUGCCCGUACUGCCCACACCACCAAGCCUGCUGACAACCUCUUCUCCACAGCACCUCACCUCACUGACCAGCUGCAGGCAGUUCUUUUGGCUGCUGAGCAUCUAGGAGGUGAAGUUGCAGGAAUGAGUGUGGUGUCCAGCUUCACCCAUGCAUCUGACAUGCUGCAGCAGUUGGCCUUGCAAGGCAGCCCGAGGCUUCUGCACUUGCUGAAAGUUGAUGCUGAGCCUGACCUGACCAAGAAAAUAAUGCACUUCAUAAGCAACAAUGUGAGUUUUGGUGGGGUGGUGGUGCUGCUGCUCAGAUCUGCAGAGCUCAGUGUGUUCAUCUCAGAAGUGGACGAACAAGUAGUAAAGAAGACUGGCCUGAGAUGGGUCCUCUCAACUCUUGGGGAAGAAUCUCUUGCCAGGGAACUCAUUGAAAAAGGGAUCAGGAAGAAAUUUACUGGUUCUCUCCUAGUAGAGUCCCACUCACCUGUCACCCCAGUCUUCAGCCAGUACUUUGCUGAAGCUGUCCUCAACAAGACAUCUGUGGUAGCCCCUCUUGCCCAGCAGUACAUGGACACUAUAGCACACUGUGACUCAGAGGUUCUCAGUGUCUCAGCUUCACCCUGUGUGGGUAAGGAGGAGCUGGCAAGGCUGGUGCAGGGCUCCACCGUUACUGCCACUGUCAGUGCCGUGUCAUCCCUGGCUGCUGCCUUCCGUCGAGUGCAGAUCAAGAAAUGCUCCGAAGGUGUGCACUGCCUGGAGGUGCUGUGGCAUGACCUGCAUCAAGAUGUGCUGCAAGAAUUACUGAAGCUGCCGUGUACUGAUGGUACUGACCGGAUCUGCUACAUAGCCAACAGACUCAACAACUUUUUCAUCAUUGUACAGAUCACUCCUCAUGAAUUGCGUGAGGUAGGAACAUACUGUGAGGACACAGGAAUGGAGUGGGCCAGUGGAGAAACUAUAAACUUUGAUAAAGGAGAGAAACAUCAUAGAGGAGUUGCCCUGAGCCUGGUGGCACAGCAAGCAAGAAGGCACAAGACUGUGAUAAAGGCUGAACUGGUCACCCAUGAGGACUAUGUGAGGCGCACCUGGGCCUUCUCAGUGCUGGUGACAGCCUGCCUAGGGGUGGUGGCAUCCCUGUACAUCACUGUGUACGUGGCACUACGGGUGUGCGAUGGCACUCUCCAGGGACCACAGGUGCUAGGGACGCUGCUCCUGAUGGGUGUGAUGGGAGUGUUUUCCUCCUGUGUGGUGUAUGUGUUGCCGCCGUCUGCCAUCACCUGUUCUGUCCGGCAGUGGGCACCCACCCUGUGCCUGGCACUGUGCUAUGGCGUGCUGCUGGUGAAGGCAAUGCAACUCAGAGCCCUGGUGUCUGUUGGUGCUGAGGGAAAGGUAUCUCAAGUGAAUCUACACAUCACCCUGUUGUUUAUCCUGGGUGUACAAAUUGCACUGUGUCUGCUGGGGCAUGCCGGCGGCCUGAGUGUCGGGGAGGAUCCUCUGGUGAGAGUUGAGCCAAGUGGGGGUCGGCUGUGUGGCAAGAAGCACUUUGCCACACUGGCCACAAGGGUGUACCUGCUCUUCUUGCUGCUGCUGUGCCUUGUCCUGUCUACUCUGAACCGCAAGAUUCAGAGGAACCACAAUGAGGGACACUGGCUGCUGCUGACGUCCUGUGUGUCGGUGCCAGUGGUGGUGGCGUGGUCCAUCAUGAGCUACCUGGCACCUCUCUCCCUGGAGGCCCCCACCACCAGUGUGGCACUGCUCAUCCUUGCCUCACUCAUACUCGGACUUCUCUUCAUUCCAAAAAUGAGAAUCAUUGCCCAGCAAGCAAAGAAAUUCAGACACAAGCGAUUGGCAGCGGCAACAUCAGUCUCCACAGUCCUGAGCCAGAUAGAAGACGGAUCAGUAGUCGGGGUGCCGGUCCUGCAAGACACCCUGAAGCAGCUUCGUAAUGGCAGCCCACAGCACAACCACCAGGAUGCAGCAGGAUCAGUCAGGUCAUCUAUUGCCUCACAGAAUAAUUACCGAGCCGCCUUUAGUGCAGUGUAUGGAUUCCCACAGCCUUCUCCAUUGAGCAGCCCAAGCCGUGUCCUGAGAAACCCCAUUCAUGAUGCUUCCAAAGGAGCUUAUCCUUGAGAUCUCAGUAAUGUUGCAGUAUUGUGGGAACCAGUGUUUCAUUUACUCACUGCCAGUGGCGGAUUUAUGAUAUAUGGGGCCCUAGGCCAGUGGUCUUUCAUAUUACUUUAUUUUAAAUGUUUUUCACUAUCAUUUCACAUUAUUUUGGUUGAAAUUUGUAGAAUGUUGCAGCAUAUGUAAUGUAACAAUAAUGUAGCACCAUUAGGGAUGCAGGGCCCCAAGCCAUGGCCUACUCUGUUACCUUCCCCAAGUCCACUGCUGCUCUUUGCAAUCAGUAUUCAGAAAGAGUUGUAGCCACUACAAGUAUGAUCAGUUACCAGUGUGUGUGUGUGUGUGUGUGUGUGUGUGUGUGUGUUCUGGAGCUGUAACUAGGGAGUUAAGGAGAGCUGCUUCCUAGUGAAAGCUUGUGUUGUAGCUUUUAGUAUAGUAUAUUUUUAUGUUUUCCAUAUGAGCCUCCUAUACUGCACAAAACUUAUCAUAAUAAUAAGAUGUAAUAAUAAUUAUAUAUUUCUUUGUUUCCUUAUAACUUGUCCUUUCCAGCACAUAAGAUGUAAUCCAAGAAAGAUGUGGAAGUAGAAAAGUUGGCAGAACUAAAACUGAAGGGAUAUCACAUUUUGCUCCCAAGUUGGAGCAUGAGAGCUUAUUAAAACUUUUCAUUGCUUUCCUUCAUCAUUUUUUAUUUAUACUAUCUUUAUAUUUUACCAUAAUUGCUAUUCUAAUGGACAUACAGUGGUUUGACUUAGCCAUUCCACAAGAAAUUCAGUGAUGUCAUCCCCAUUAAGACUCAUAAUUACAACCCCAUCUAUCCAAGAUGUUACAUACCUGAGUAUCUGUGUACUGUAGUGUGUAUAGUUGAUCACAAUGAGCUUGCAGCCAGAUGUCUUACUGAUGAUAUCUACUUAGUGCACUGGUGACUGGAAUCAUGUAUUGGUGAACCCAGUCUCCACUUCUAAGAUCUAAAUAGAAAAAGAAAUGUGAGAAUAGGACAUUUCAUCUGUAGUGCUGCUAGAAAUCCUGCAUGUCCUUAUGAUAGGUGCAGUGAUAGAACAAAUGUGUGUAGUCAUUCAUAACAUUAAGUUCUUACAUGUCAGGGCACAUGGCCAGGCUUUUGUGGCUGGUGUGGAGGAACAUUCCCUUUGUACUCCAUGUAUCUUCCAAGGUGACUUGAAAUGAUGGAACUAAAAGAUUGAAAAUUC
Messenger RNA from Scylla paramamosain (green mud crab), 3982 nucleotides. RefSeq lists its product as uncharacterized. Gene Ontology annotation, cellular component: plasma membrane. The record is from RefSeq and is a predicted model, not a curated record. Bases 231 to 2786 code for a protein of 851 amino acids. The transcript has 16 exons. Lineage: Eukaryota; Metazoa; Arthropoda; Malacostraca; Decapoda; Portunidae. Gene Ontology annotation, molecular function: adenylate cyclase inhibiting G protein-coupled glutamate receptor activity. Gene Ontology annotation, biological process: G protein-coupled receptor signaling pathway.